AUGCCUCCUAAAAGAGCUUGUGAUCUUUGUAUCACCCGCAAAGUCAAGUGCAAUGGCUCUUGGCCCUGUGACACCUGUCGUGAUGCCGUCAAGCGCGUCUCCUGUACCUACAUGACGCCGCCUCGGAAGAGAGGUCCCAAAGUUCGACGAGCGGCCCAGCAGAGCCACGGUCUGGAAGCACAGGUAGUAGAUCUGAAUAUACCAGGCGAUCAGCAAGGAUUGCCGGAGAUCUAUACAGCAGCCUAUCAUGACGAACUGCCCGGUUUGCCAUUAACUGAUCCUGGCGGACCAAGGUGUAUAUCAAAAGCGGUGCUGACCCCAAUAGUCCGUCUUUACCAGCAGUACUCAUAUAGUGUUUGGCCUGUUGUCAAUGCAGAUGCUCUACUUCAAAGGUUAGAAGAUGUUGAUCUGGAGAACACAACACAUGAGGCCGAGAAUAUCGCUUGUUCUGCGACGGCGCUCUGCGCGGCGACGAUGGCUCAGUUGCAUCUGGCGCCGGUAGUGGAUGGAGCGUUCACGACUGAUAGCACCACCAUGGCAAAAGCCUGCUUGCGUAUAAGAGGGCUUUGUGACAAACACAGGGAACAUCUUGAUGUUAGCAGCCUGCUGGUGUCCUUCUUUUUGCAUGUUUAUCAUGCCAAGGUCAACCAGCGGACUUCGGCAAUGAUGUACAUCCAAGAGGCUAUUUCCGGUGCUCGCAUACUACGAUUGGAUAAACCAAUAGAGCUAGAUCUUGAGUAUGGGGCUGACGAUUUGAUUGCAAAUAAGAGUUUGAUGUUUCCGUUGCUCUGGGUCUCGGAGAGCUCGCUUGCUGAUGCGUCUAAAAGAGGUUAUGCAAUGCACUUGGGGUUGGCACCAUCAUAUGUGGAUCCGCCUCCAUUGAAAGCUCUUAGGAAUGCUCCUGGAAUUGACGCCCAUGUGCAAGGUCUUUUAGAGCUCGUCAAGCUAUUCGUUGCUUUCGAUCAGAUAUCCAUCCGUCGUAAAUCUCAGGGUGAACUUGAGCCGAUCACAUAUUUGACCGAUACCGAGACCAAGCUGUCCACGCUGUGUUUUAAGCUCGCGAAUCAAGUUUCGACAAGAAGUGCUGAUUGUCACAUCACCCGAGAAUGGAUGAGAACAAUUCUUUGGCAAGAGGCACUAUCAUUGGGUCUGCUGUCCUCAUCAUCCAGCACGGCUGUGAUGACCUUUUCUUUUCCGGCACAGGUCAGUCGUGAUCUGCUUCACUCGUUAAGAUACUUCUCGGAUACCGAUCUAUUGCCGCUAGGGCGAGACCAGUUGUUGAAAUGCUUUGAAGUUGCGAAUUCUUUAGCAGACACCGUUCUUCUUACUUUGGCUGGAUCGCAUCCAGGAAUUGAACUGGGUCCACAGGACUUCUUGCAUGCUCUUUAUCAGAAACUUCUGCCAUUCCUAGAGCAGGAUACCAUUCUCAAGUCGAUUCUUCGUGGUAAGACGGCUGAGGUUCUUGUUAUGGCACCUGCCCGGCUACUGAGGCCAGUUGAUGAAAAUCAAAAUGGAACACAAGCACUGCAACUGCAAUUGACUGGAAACUUGGCAAUGCAUGAUAGCUAG
Penicillium longicatenatum is the source of this 1569-nucleotide messenger RNA. RefSeq names its product putative C6 transcription factor. Gene Ontology annotation, molecular function: zinc ion binding; DNA-binding transcription factor activity, RNA polymerase II-specific. The transcript has 3 exons. Gene Ontology annotation, biological process: regulation of DNA-templated transcription. The record is from RefSeq and is a predicted model, not a curated record. NCBI's taxonomy places the organism in Eukaryota, Fungi, Ascomycota, Eurotiomycetes, Eurotiales, Aspergillaceae. The coding region runs from base 1 to 1569 and encodes 522 amino acids.